GCCUCGCAGGCAGCGGAGCGUCGCGAUGGCGCCGGCCUCGCUGCUGCUGGACGUGGCCAACUGGAGCACGAUCUUGGUGUGCCUGGUGCUCAAGCUGCCCCAGGGAGCCGCCCUGAUCGCCGCCAAAUCCGCCCGGGGAGUCAGCCUGGAGAGUUUGGUGCUGGAACUGAGCGGCUUCCUUGUAUGCCUGCGAUACAUGAGUUAUUACAAUUAUCCUCUGCCAACAUAUGUAGAAUAUCCCAUCAUCAUUGUGCAAGAUGUCAUUCUUUUGCUGUUUGUUCUGCAUUACAGUGGCAAAAUGAAGCAUGCUUUGCCUUACACAGUCAUAUUUGUGGCAGGAUGGUACAUGCUAACUCUGCAGAAAUGGAUAAUUGACCUGAGUAUGAACAUGAGCACUCUGGUCAGUGCAGCAAGUAAGCUGGCUCAGCUCCGUUGUCUUUGGCAGACGAAAGAUUCCGGACAAGUGAGUGCUACCACUUGGGGCUUAGCUUCAUUUACCUGUGCAACAAGAAUAUUUACAACUUUAAUGACGACAAAGGAUGUUACAGUUCUGGUUCGUUUCAUCGUCAUGUUGGCCCUUAAUGUAUGGGUCAUAGCAACUAUACUGCACUACAGGAAGCCAGCCAAGAAGCAUGACUAAGAUGGGAGCUCUUCUGCCUGUUUUAAAUAGCCAGGACCUAAAGGAAGAAUGGAAGCAAUCUAAGACCAAAGUAUCAUCAAGUUUCAGUAGAAGAACACUCCAUUUAAUGGGGAAGCUGCUGGCGUUUAUACACUGAAGAUAGAUGGGUCAAUAUGAAUUCAGUAGCAAAGCUCCAAAGUCCGUUGUGCUGCUCACACCUGGUGGGCAUGUUGUUUUGUAAGAAAUGCUAAUGGAUGGGCAGUAUUUUAGGACUGUUCUGCUUAGUGUGUAUAUAUGUGUAUGCUUUUACCUCUGAAAUGUUUUAUCAACUUUUCAGAACUCCAUUUCUGAACGUUCCUGUGAAAUAACUGUUCUUCCUUUAGUUGUCAGCACAUCUGUAAAAUUCCAGUUUGUCUUAUUCCUAACUCUAUCCCUCUACCAUGUAUGACUAUUGUAGAGGCUGCAGCAUUCUUAGUAAGCAUUUUAGAUGCGUUUGCACACACACACAUACACAACAACCACUCUUACUAAAGACUGGCAUCGGCUUGAUAAACCUAUUUUCCCUGCCCCAGAGAAAGUUAGUUGUGCUCUAGUCCCAUUGACUGCAAUACGUGUAAGUGGGGCUAACGUCCUUUGGAUUUCAGCCUUACUUUGUUGAAUAUCCAAUGUUAGCUGGCUCUCUCCAUCUCUUCUGUUGGCAUCUGUCAAAGAGAGGGAGCCUGUAUACACGCUUUAGUUAAGACUCUUUCAAAACAACUUACAAUAGUAUUUAAUGGGAUAGUCCUUGAAACCUUAAAGAAUAGUAGGCUUUGUUCUCAAUUUAGACUUCUGUAUCUGCAUAUACUCUUAUGAACAAUUGCCCUAUUGUAAGCUUUGGUCAAACUGGGUGUGCUGGAAACCCACCUAAGCCGGAUUCAUAGGGUUUGCAUCUCCACCUAAAAUUUGUGUAGCUGUUAAAGGCUGUGAAUGGAAAGCCGGGGGUUUGAAAAAGAUGACCAAUGUUUCCUCAUAAUUUGAUGCAGACAAGCAAGAGGCCCAGCCUUUGGAAAGCAGAAAUGUAUAGUCAGAACUUUAUUUUGUAAGGUAUUUCAGAAAUGAGGAAUGAUGGUGUUUCCAAAUAAACCAGCAGCUAUUUCUUGCUUCCAGUGGAGCAAGAAUGUUCCCUUGAACUGUUAUUACAAUGCAUAUACCUUUUGGAGCAAGCCAUGAAACUUUGUAUAUUUAGAACUCUAUUGGGCAAGUAA
This is a messenger RNA of Elgaria multicarinata webbii, 1863 nucleotides long. RefSeq names its product solute carrier family 66 member 3 (gene SLC66A3). NCBI's taxonomy places the organism in Eukaryota, Metazoa, Chordata, Lepidosauria, Squamata, Anguidae. The transcript is spliced from 7 exons. Bases 26 to 640 code for a protein of 204 amino acids. The record is from RefSeq and is a predicted model, not a curated record.